Messenger RNA from Arachis stenosperma, 378 nucleotides. RefSeq lists its product as uncharacterized. Bases 1 to 378 code for a protein of 125 amino acids. The record is from RefSeq and is a predicted model, not a curated record. The transcript has a single exon. Lineage: Eukaryota; Viridiplantae; Streptophyta; Magnoliopsida; Fabales; Fabaceae.
AUGAAGGCCUUAAAGGGAGAUGAAAUAGUAGUCCUGACCAAAGAAUAUAAGCCACUCAUUCAGAGCAAGCUAUCGAAGAAGAUACCAGAUCUAAGAAAAUUUCAGAUUCCUUGUACUAUUGGAAAUGCCACCUUUGACAAAGCCCUUUGUGAUGUUUAUUCAAGUAUCAAUUUGAUGCCCUUGUCUAUGAUGAAGAAGCUGCAAAUUCAAGAGGCACAGCCUACAAGGAUAGGAUUGCAGAUGGCUGAUAAAUCUCUAAGGCAGGCACAUGGACUGGUGGAGAAUGUCUUAGUCAAGGUUGGAGAUAUUUUCCUCCCUGCAGAUUUUGUUGUACUUGAUAUGGGAGAGGAUGCAAAUGACUCCAUAAUACUAGAAUGA